CUGGUAGAAUGGUGGCUCUGUGAAGUAGGAACUGCCUCAACGGAGUUCAUCUCACCAUGGAAGUAUGAGUUCAGGACAAAGAGGCAUAGGCAGGCUGCUGGGCCGGCUGGUGCCAUCAUGGCAGAGAAAGUGAACAACUUCCCACCGUUGCCCAAAUUCAUCCCGCUGAAGCCAUGUUUCUACCAAGACUUCGAGGCAGACAUUCCUCCCCAGCAUCUGAGCAUGACCAAGCGCCUCUACUACCUGUGGAUGUUGAACAGUGUCACGCUGGCCGUGAACCUGGUGGGCUGUCUCGCGUGGCUGAUCGGAGGCGGGGGAGCCACCAACUUUGGCCUCGCCUUUCUCUGGCUCAUCCUCUUCACACCCUGCUCCUACGUCUGCUGGUUUCGGCCCAUUUACAAGGCCUUCAAGACUGACAGCUCCUUCAGCUUCAUGGCAUUCUUCUUCACCUUUAUGGCUCAGCUGGUCAUCAGCAUCAUCCAGGCUGUGGGCAUCCCAGGCUGGGGUGUCUGUGGCUGGAUCGCUACCAUCUCCUUCUUCGGAACAAACAUUGGCUCAGCGGUGGUGAUGCUCAUUCCCACCAUCAUGUUCACGGUCGUGGCUGUCUUUUCCUUCAUCGCCCUCAGCAUGGUUCAUAAAUUCUACCGGGGCAGUGGGGGGAGUUUCAGCAAAGCUCAGGAGGAGUGGACCACAGGGGCAUGGAAGAACCCACACGUGCAGCAGGCAGCCCAGAAUGCAGCCAUGGGGGCGGCCCAGGGUGCCAUGAAUCAGCCGCAGACUCAGUAUUCCACCACCCCCAACUACACAUACUCCAAUGAGAUGUGAGCCAGCUGAGCCUACUGGAAGGCAGGGCUGGGAGCCAGUGGGAUGGGGGCUGAAGCCACAUUGUCUGUUGUGGUGACCAAGCAGGGUUCCCCCUUCCCUUUUCUCCUCCCCA
Molecule: messenger RNA, 937 nt
Organism: Equus quagga
Lineage: Eukaryota; Metazoa; Chordata; Mammalia; Perissodactyla; Equidae
Product: secretory carrier-associated membrane protein 5
Exons: 7
Coding region: 118-825 (235 amino acids)
Biological process (GO): protein transport
Cellular component (GO): recycling endosome membrane; trans-Golgi network membrane
Source: RefSeq, a predicted model, not a curated record